Paramuricea clavata is the source of this 3469-nucleotide messenger RNA. NCBI's taxonomy places the organism in Eukaryota, Metazoa, Cnidaria, Anthozoa, Malacalcyonacea, Plexauridae. The record is from the annotation of a GenBank genome assembly.
AUGUGCUCCGUUAAUGGCGCUCUGUCGGGCACGAAGUUGGUUACAUGUGGAAUCCCUCAAGGUUCAAUUCUUGGCCCACUCUUAUUCUUGAUCUACAUUAAUGAUCUGCCUAACAGUUUGGAGUACUCGUCGACAAGAAUGUUUGCCGACGAUACGACUCUAACUGUAUCUGGCAAGUCAAUCCAAGAUGUAGAGGUGGCCAUAAAUCAUGACCUUACCAACGUUAAACAAUGGCUUACUGCAAAUAGAUUAUCUCUUAAUCUAGUCAAAACUGAGUAUCUACUAAUAGGAUCUCGGUACAACAUAAAUAAUUUACUUGCUGCUCCAAAUGUAUUUGUUGGUGAUACACCAAUUAAAAAGGUCAAAGAAACAAAAGCGCUUGGAGUUCAUAUUGACGAAUUUCUAUUGUGGGAUAAGCAUAUUGAUAAAAUUGCUAAGAAGAUUUCAUCCGGAAUUGGGGCGAUCAGAAAGCUAAAAUCUUGUGUGGAUCAUAAUACAUUAAUUUGUGCUUAUAAUGCACUUAUACUUCCACCCCUAGAUUAUUGUUGCGAAGUUUGGGACACCAUUGGUGCCACACUUUCUGAUCGACUCGAGAAACUACAAAAUAGGGCAGCUAGAGUUAUUACUGGCCGUAAAAACGAACACGGUCAAUCUGAGCUUGCUCUAGACGAACUGAAAUGGAAACCUUUAAGUGAACGCAGAACACAUUUCGUAGCAAGUCUUAUGUAUAAAAUAACUCACGAACUGGCGCCAAAACGACUAACCAAUAUUUUUCAAAGGACGUCUUCCUCUUAUUACUAUAAUAUGCGAGGCUCUUCCACCAAACUCUUUUUGCCCAAACCUAAGACUGAAUAUCUUAAAAAAAGUCUUAGUUAUAGAGGAGCGAAAUUGUGGAACAGCCUUUCUGAUGAAGCAAGAAACAAACAUACUCUUGCUUCGUUUAAUUCAUGUAUACGACACCUGGCCAAUUAAUUAAUUAAUUAAUAAAAUAAUUACGUUAAUUUAAAAUAUUGAACAGUACUAACAUUAAUUUAAUUUGUAAAUAAUUAUAUACUAGUUGUAUUUGUAAAUGUAUUGUAAUUGUUGUUAACUGUAAUGUAAUGUAAUGUAUGACCAUAAUUUGUAUCAAUUGUAUUUUUUAACUAUUUAAAUCUACGCCCCCCUUGGAAAUCAGCCUUCGCUGUAGGGGUUAGCGUAGUUAAUGACUAGGAUGACCGACUUGACAACCAUUACAGGAUUCCACACAAAGUCUUUCAAGUUUUGGCUGCAAAGCGCUCCUGUCUUGUCUAAAUCGCUUUCUCUCUUCCCGCACGGAUAACCCGCGACGCCCGCGCAAUGAAUAUCCUAAUCUACCCGUAUUUAUCCACACAGUAGAAAAAUGCAAAUCUCUGAUAAAAGUUAAUCCUUUAAUUAGUGUCACCCUAACAACACAUAGAAACCGGUGUGCUUUAAUAUAGCUUAAAUUUAUUAAUCUUAUCCGAGUUUUAGUACUUUAAAAAACUACCAAUAAAAUAUAGAAAUCGCUUGACAAUUAUAUAUCAUAACCUCUAAUUUCCAUGUGUUUAUAUAACUCUAUAUAUUCUCUCGUAUAUAGACCUCAUAUGGCAGAUCGGGAUUUAAAUAUUAUUUUAAUUGUAGAUACAUGAUAACUCUUACCGCAUUCUAUUUCUCAGCGUUUUGACGCUUGAUAAGAUUUAUAUAUUACUUAACAACAAAACAUAUAGCUGUAUACCCCGAAUAUAUAAGUUUUGGAUAUAUAACACUAAUGCUAUUUUAUAUAGUAUCAGAUUUUUUACUCCUCUAGGAGCUAAAUUAAAGAAAUCACUUGACAAUAACAGCAAAAUGCUAUAGCUGUGCUUAUAAAACUCCAAAGAACAACAUAUUAUCUUGUAUAUAGCCCUAAUUAUUGUAUCACACACGUGGGGAGAACGCUAAAAAUGCGUAGUCAGCAAGUUUUGUUCAAUUUCGCCCGAACAGGCCCGCGUGACGUCAUUGCAUAUAAUUAUGACGUAUGUUAAUGAGUGACGUCAUUAUUCCUCCUCACUCCACCACACUCCACCACACUCCACCACAAAAAUCCGGCCCGAUCGGUACCUAUAUUACUACUGAGGUAUUGCAGUUCACCAGAGUAUUGUUCGGUUUGGUAUCAUCACCAUUCCUGCUUGGCGGAGUUUUGGAAGCGCGCUUAGAUUACGGGAAGAGCAAAGCUCCAGAAGCAGUGGACACACUAACGAAAAGUCUGCAUGUCGAUGACAUUAUUUCGGGGGUAACACUGUUGGUGUAGCAAAGCAGCGUAUGUCUGAAGCUACUGAUAUACUGAGCGAUGCAACCUUUUCACUUCAUCAACACCUUCGUUCACCAUACUUACCCGUUUGGAUGGUGAGGUGUUAGCCCGGGUAACCGAGGGGUGGCAUGGGACGAGUACUGGCCUUACUGUUACUUGGACUCGGGUUAAGAUCCAUGCCAGUGGUAUCUUGAGCAGACCACCCCCGCAGGGCCAACACCUUCACACCAAUUAACAAUUGGUGGAAAUAUAAAAGAACAGGAGAGAAAAAAAAUCUUUGUUCCUAAUACGUUUACUACGCUUCCAACGCACAAUGAUUACUAAUACCACCAAUGCGCGGCCAACCUCUUAUUACAUACUCGCCCGGCCCCCUUUUGGUCACAUGAUGUGCCGACGUAACGAGGCUUGGUUCCCUAGCUGUUAACCUUUGUUAUUGCAUAACCUCAUUAAAUGGGCGUCCAAUGCGAACGAACUGGACGGAGAAAGUGACAACAAAGAAGAUGGCGAGGAACAAACAGCAGCAAAACGAAAAUCCUGGGUGUAAAAUGGGAAAAAGAGAACGAUACACUAAAAGUGUGCAACUGGGAUCCAACAGCGAAAGUCCUACAAAGCGCAGCAUCCUUAGUGGUUUAGCGUUCCAAUAGGAAUUUCCUCACCUCUGUUAUUGCAAGGAAAACAAGUCUAUCGAGAACUUUGUGACCACAAUCUACCAUGGUAUGUAGAGUUGAAAGGAGCGAUUAAGAAGCGAUGGGAAAAAUGGGAAGAUAACCUGCCUGAGUGAAGUGGCUGUACCAAGACCAAUUGCACCCUUCCAAGAGCCGGUGGAGAAAUUGGAGAUUCAUGGGUUUGGAGAUGCGAGUGGUGAGGGACUGUGUGCAGCGGUGUACACAGUUGCAAGACAACCGUCUGGUGUUGCUCGAGUUACUUGCUGCGAAAGCAAGACUUGCGAAGAAAGGACUGACCAUAUCAAGGUUAGAACUUGUUGCAUGCCAGAUGGUAACCAAUUUGGUCAACAAUACAAGCAGAGCUCUUUGUCAUAUUGCACACGAGAAGCGCUGCUGGUCAGAUAGCACAGUAGCUUUAUGGACUACAGAUGACGUGCUCGAAGUCCCAUUCCUUAGUAAAUAUCUGGAAAUCGUGUGCCACGAACUGCGGGAAUGCCGUGUCUCGCGAAAUGACUCUUGA